UGCGUGAGCUCUGCGCAAUGAGAGCUGCAGGUAGUCCGCCAUUGCUGUAUGAAGAACUAUCGGAUUUGGCGUUUGGCUGUCAACAAUAAACUUGCGGUGCCGGGACGCGGAGCUACGAGGUCGAGUGAAAGCUCGUCGGCUGCUCCAUACACCAUUAGUCACCCCUGUCCCUCCCUGGACAAUACUUUCAUGUGAAUACGGAGCCCACGGACGAGCCAACCAUGUCUAAUCUCAGCAAAGGCGGCACCAAGAAGGACACCAAAAUGAGGAUACGGGCCUUUCCUAUGACGAUGGAUGAGAAGUACGUCAACAAUAUCUGGGACCUUCUGAAGAAUGCCAUCCAGGAGAUUCAGAGGAAGAACAACAGCGGCCUGAGUUUCGAGGAACUGUACAGGAACGCCUACACAAUGGUACUCCACAAACAUGGAGAGAAGCUGUACACGGGCUUGCGGGAGGUCGUCACUGAACACCUUAUCAACAAAGUACGAGAAGAUGUCCUCAACUCCCUAAACAAUAACUUCCUCCAAACCUUAAAUCAGGCCUGGAAUGACCAUCAAACAGCGAUGGUGAUGAUCAGAGACAUCCUUAUGUAUAUGGACCGGGUGUACGUACAGCAGAACAAUGUAGAGAAUGUCUACAACUUGGGUCUUAUCAUCUUUAGGGAUCAGGUGGUUCGUUAUGGCUGCAUCAGAGACCACCUCCGACAGACUCUGCUGGACAUGAUCGCACGUGAGAGGAAGGGAGAGGUGGUGGACAGGGGGGCCAUUAGAAAUGCCUGCCAAAUGUUAAUGAUCCUCGGCCUUGAAGGGAGAUCUGUUUAUGAAGAAGACUUUGAGGCACCGUUCUUAGAAAUGUCUGCAGAAUUCUUCCAGAUGGAGAGCCAAAAGUUCCUUGCAGAAAACUGUGCCAGUGUGUACAUAAAGAAGGUGGAAGCCAGGAUCAAUGAGGAGAUUGAGCGGGUGAUGCACUGCCUGGAUAAAUCUACAGAGGAGCCUAUUGUCAAGGUGGUGGAACGUGAGCUCAUCUCCAAACACAUGAAGACAAUUGUAGAGAUGGAGAACUCAGGCCUGGUCCACAUGCUCAAAAACGGCAAGACAGACGAUUUGGCAUGCAUGUACAAGCUGUUCAGCAGGGUUCCCAAUGGGCUGAAGACCAUGUGUGAGUGUAUGAGCUCAUACCUGCGGGAGCAAGGCAAGGCCCUCGUGUCAGAGGAGGGAGAGGGAAAGAACCCUGUAGACUACAUCCAGGGUUUGCUGGACCUGAAGUCACGUUUUGACCGUUUCCUUCAGGAGUCCUUCAAUAAUGACCGUCUCUUCAAACAAACUAUUGCUGGCGACUUUGAGUACUUCCUUAACCUAAACUCUCGCUCGCCUGAGUACCUCUCACUCUUCAUUGAUGACAAACUGAAGAAAGGAGUAAAAGGGUUGACAGAGCAGGAGGUGGAGUCUAUACUGGACAAGGCCAUGGUGCUUUUCCGCUUCAUGCAGGAAAAGGACGUGUUUGAGAGGUACUACAAGCAGCACCUGGCCCGAAGGCUGCUCACAAACAAGAGCGUCUCUGAUGACUCUGAGAAGAACAUGAUCUCAAAGCUCAAGACCGAGUGCGGCUGUCAGUUCACCUCUAAACUGGAGGGCAUGUUCCGGGAUAUGAGCAUCUCCAACACCACCAUGGAUGAGUUUAGACAACAUCUACAGACAACUGGGGUGUCACUUGGAGGGGUAGAUCUCACUGUGAGAGUCCUGACCACGGGAUACUGGCCAACACAAUCAGCAACACCCAAGUGCAACAUCCCCCCUUCACCACGACAUGCAUUCGAAGUCUUUAGAAGAUUUUAUCUUGGAAAGCACAGCGGCAGGCAACUCACACUGCAGCACCAUAUGGGCUCUGCAGAUCUAAACGCCACCUUCUACGGUCCCAUCAAAAAGGAGGACGGUUCAGAGGUCGGAGUAGGAGGAGCCCAGGUAACCGGCUCCAACACCAGGAAACACAUCCUGCAGGUCUCCACCUUCCAGAUGACUAUCCUGAUGCUUUUCAACAACAGGGAGAAGUCCACCUUUGAGGAGAUCCAGCAGGAGACAGACAUCCCAGAGAGGGAGCUGGUGCGAGCGCUGCAGUCUCUGGCCUGUGGGAAGCCCACUCAGAGAGUUCUCACCAAGGAGCCCAAGUCCAAGGAGAUUGAGAAUGGCCAUGUGUUUACAGUCAAUGACCAGUUUACCUCCAAACUGCACCGUGUCAAGAUCCAGACAGUGGCUGCAAAACAGGGGGAGUCAGACCCGGAGAGGAAGGAGACGCGACAGAAAGUAGACGACGACAGGAAGCAUGAGAUUGAAGCUGCCAUCGUUCGCAUCAUGAAGUCCAGAAAGAAGAUGCAGCACAACGUCCUAGUAGCAGAGGUCACGCAGCAGUUGCGAGCACGAUUCCUCCCUAGUCCUGUAGUCAUCAAGAAGCGCAUUGAAGGACUCAUUGAGAGAGAAUAUUUGGCACGAACACCGGAGGACCGCAAAGUGUACACUUAUGUAGCAUAAAACCAGUGAAUUCAAUGAAAGCUAACAUCGAGUUGAAAGAAACUGAGAGCCUUGUCUUUUUUUUCUUUUUUUUUUGUGGACUGCUAUGCGUUUGAAAGAACUUGGAAGUGCUUUCAUCAUUGAUUCUGGGAAACACUGGGAAGCUAAACUUUUCUUCCAUAAAAUGUUUAAGAAAGAAUCAUGCAAAAGAUGGGGAAGUUUUCUAGCAAUAUUAGAUUUCUUCUGCUGAGAGAAAUGAAAAGAGGGGAUCAAGUUUUGUACAAAAUCAUGUUUCUUGUGGCCUUCGGAGAGAAUUGGAUGAGCCUGUUUGCCAAUUAACUACGUGCUGUCGAGAACAAGCGUAAAACAUGUUAAAGAAAACAUGCGGCUACAUGGAGACCAAGAACACAUUUGAAUUCACUCCCCUGUUUUAAAUGUUGAUGUCAAUGUGUUAUGUUUGUUUUUUGUGGCACAGUGACGGCUGUACAUGUUGACAGACACUCUUGGCCUCUCAGAGGAUUUUAAAUUUAAAGAAGAGAACAAAGUGUUAACUGGUACAGACCUGGUUUAUAACAGCAGUAAAAUACAUUUUGAGUACUUGAGAAAACAUGAAGAGUGCUCUAUUUAUGUUGCAAAUAUGUCUGUUUUUUGAGGUUAUUUUAAUGUGUGAUAUGAAUUAAGUGCACCUCACACCACUGAAAUAUUUAAUGCCAUUUUCAAUAUUUUAGCCAGGUCUGUACUGGUGGUUAGAGAGAUCAAGAGCUGUAGCUUCACAGCAUGCUUUUAUCUAAUGGAUCAAUCGGGGGAAUAAGACACAUAAAAGCUCCAUAAAUGGUGUUUGGUCUCUCAUGACACAUUUUUCACUUCAGGCCUGCUGUAUGAUCGGCCAAUAAAUUUAUCUCCUCUCUUUGAAUUGAAGGUUCCUUGUGGUGCAGCUUUCAAAGAGGUUUUUUGUUUUGUUUUUUCACUCAACUGAAUUUUGAACAGGUGGAACCAGUCUAGCACCGAUGUUCUAAUGUGUACAAAUUGUAAAAUAAUUAUUGUACUCACUGCGAAGGUGGAUUGUACAGGGCCUUGUUUUCAUCAUAUUAAAUGUAGAAUUAAAAAAAAUAAAGGAA
Siniperca chuatsi (mandarin fish) is the source of this 3622-nucleotide messenger RNA. RefSeq names its product cullin 3b (gene cul3b). Bases 222 to 2525 code for a protein of 767 amino acids. Lineage: Eukaryota; Metazoa; Chordata; Actinopteri; Centrarchiformes; Sinipercidae. The transcript has 16 exons. Gene Ontology annotation, cellular component: Cul3-RING ubiquitin ligase complex. The record is from RefSeq and is a predicted model, not a curated record. Gene Ontology annotation, molecular function: ubiquitin protein ligase binding. Gene Ontology annotation, biological process: protein ubiquitination; ubiquitin-dependent protein catabolic process.